UGCCAUUCAGUGCAAAGUGAGAACCCUGAUCCAGGAAAAGUUAGUUUGGCAGUAGUCUCCACUUUACUAGUACGAGUUUGAGGAACACAAAGAUUGUACCAAGAUGUAUAGCUUUGUGGACCUUGCUGUUUGCCACAGGCGGAAGAUCCUUCUAACGUUAUUAGUAUUAUUUGCUGUACAGUCGUUUUCAAAUGGACAAGCGGUGACCAUCACAAAUUUGGAUGUGAUGCUGAGCAAUCCAGCUCCAAUAUCGGAGGGCCAAGUGAACAGUGUGCCUGUCGACGUGAACAUAGACUUGCUAAACAGAAAGACUCAAGAUGUAUCUGGCACUGGUCUUUGGAAGCUCCAAGUGUGGGGCUCGCUGCGGGCCGACGGUGUCGGGCAGCAAAUCUCCUUAUCAGAGCAGGCCCUGACAAGGAAUCAAGAAGCAACACCCGUUGAGCGGGGGGCUCCAUUCUUCUUUCGAAAUGUCCCAUAUGAGCUGGACAUGAGAGGGGUCAGUUGCUCAGAGAUCAAUUAUGUUUGUGUACGCAUUAGAAAGGGGAAUGAUCCAGAUCCUCAGUUCACAUUCAAAGGGAAACCCAACCAAGCCACCACAUUCUCAGACUGUGCACCCAUCUCAGAGUGUUCAGGUGUUCAAUUGCGAGGACUUACGUGGGAACUUCAAGCCUCGAAUGUUAUCGCUGGUAUGCGCAAUCCCCUUAACAUCACUGCACAAGUAAACUUUGUGGAAGGUGCCGGUGAUGUAUCUGGAGAGAAUCUCUGGCGGCUUGGACUGUACGGGAGUCGCAACGCCCAAGGAUCCGGAGAGAAGUUCAAUUAUGUUAGACAGACUUUGAAUGAGUUUGAAUCGGCCUAUCCACUGAGGGGUGCUGGAGAUAUCAACUUCCGGUUUGCCAGGGCUGCGUUUGAUCUGGCUGCCAUUGGGUGCACAGAUUAUGAUUACAUGUGUGGAGAGUUCACCAAAGCGGACAAUCCCAAUCCAGACUUCAGUUUCUCUGUCUAUCCAUCAGGAAUGACCAAGAUCACAUGCAAGGGUUGGCCAUGUAGAGCAGUUGUGAAUAUUGAGGCUGUAAGUGCCAUCCCUGUUCGAGGCAGCCUGGUUGCUGGGCGAGCCGACAAUCCCAUCGAGAUGUACGUCAAGGUGAACGGGUCUGGUGUUGGUGUAGCAGGACAGAACCUGUGGACCCUCUCUUCCUAUGGAAGCCAGAACAGCAGAGGAGCGGGCAGGAAGUACGCUCAGACAAUGCAGAUCCUUACCCCAGAGCAGCAGAACACCAUGCUCGUUCCCGGCACUCCGAUGGAGCUUGGGAGGGUGUCUAUGAACAUUGACAUGACCAACCAAGACUGCAAUCAAGUCACCCAUGUCUGUCUGACACUCGGCAAAGGUCAAAAUCCCACUACUGUCUUCAGUGUUGUUCCUGUUCCCAACUCCAAUGUCCUCACCAAGUGCAUACCAUACCAAUGUGCAGUGGCAACUGCAAGGUCAUUAUCUUGGGAUUAUGAUGCUCCAACUGUGGUGCUGGGUCAGCAGAGCGACUUGACUAUAAAUACUGAGGUAUCAUUUGUGGACAAUGAGGCUUCCGUAGUUGGAUCAAAUCUUUGGAAGUUGGGAAUAUUUGGUAGUCGAAAUCUAAAUGGUAGAGGACAAAGAAUCGGAGAAAAAAGACAGAUUUUGAGAACUAAUGAGGCAUCUACGCCCCUCGAUCCCAGGACAGCAGACGGGUUACAUCGACUCAACAUCAACAACAUAAGGACCACAUUCGAUAUGAGUUCCAUUGGAUGCGGUGCUUUCCCGUACCUGUGUGUGGAGUUUGGACAAGCGGACAGGCCACGACCUUCUUUUGAGUUUGCUACAGAGGAUGGGACAGACUCGGUUGUUAACUGUAAACUGCUGCAGUGUGAAAAUGAUGUCAUGCUGAAUGAAUUGCAUCUGACCCUGGAGAAUGGUAGAAUUCUGGAUGCAAGGCCAGAGAAUCCACUCACGUUUUCUCUGGAGGGAAGUCUCAUAGGUCCAGGUGUCCAAGGGAGAGACUUAUGGACUGUCUCAAUGUUCGGAAGUGGUGAGCCCGAUGGAGUGGGACCCCGUUUUGGACAAAUGGACCAAAUCUUGGAUACACGUCAGAGGAACAAGCCCUAUGUGCCAAAUGAGAAUUUAGAUUUUGGGAAUAUUGACCUAAACUUUGACAUGAGUUCUCAUGAAUGUGCCAGAAUCAGAUACAUGUGUGUAGAAUUUUCAAAGAAUGAUCAGACAUCAGUGCCAUUCACGCUGACAGCCAGCAGUGGGGAAGCUUGGAUAUCUUGUGUUGACAUACCAUGUGAAGGAGUCAUUGCUUCAGAUCUAAUAUGGCACUACCAAGCACCUGAAGGCAUCACCCUUGGUGCUCCCAUCCCUAUCUUGCUGGAUGCGGUAGUUGAAUUCAGUUCAGUGUCAGCGGAUGUCAUUGGAAGGAACUUGUGGGCAUUGACACUCUAUGGUAACACCAUGGAGAGUGGACGAGGGGAUAUCAUUGGCAUCUUGGAAGGCAACAUCCUAGGCAAUAAGGCAGCUAGUCGAAACCUUCUUGUAGGAGAUGACUCUCUAAACUUUACAAAUGUAAGAAGUGAGAAGGACCUUAGCAGGAUUGGAUGUCUGCAUGAGGGAUAUCUCUGCCUCACCUUUGGACGAGGAGCCAACCCCAAGCCACCUUUCAUGCUACUUACAACAAGUGGAGGUGACUCAAUAGUGAGCUGCAAGAAGGUGCCUUGCCCAAGAAAUGUUGAACUGACAAAUAUUGACACCGGUUUUGUGAGUGGUUCUUUGAUAGAAGGCACUCCCAGCAAUGAAAUUGUUCUCUCGAUGACUGCCAACAGUGCGCCCAACUCAAAUGGCAUCAAUGGCAUCAGUCUUUGGUCAGUGGGUGCCUGGGGCAGCCGAAACCCUGAUGGAAGUGGGAAGCGAAUCAAUCCAGUUGAAGGGGAGGUCCUGAGUGGUGCACAGAGCAGCAUCAACCUGACUCCAGGAGGCAUGAUUGACUUUGGAGAAGUAGCCAUUGACUAUAGCAUGGAAGACGUCACCUGCAGGGAUAUCAACUACAUCUGUGUAGAACUGGACAAGAACUCAGGAUCCAAUGUAGAGUUCAACCUUAUUGCAGAGAGAGAAACCAUGAGGAGAUGUGAAGCAGUCUCUUGCUCUGGUGUUCUUGCAAGAACUUUGAGCUGGGAUUUCCGGGCCAAUGAGGUACGACCCAACCAGCGUAGCCCGAUCACUGUCCAGGCAAGUGUUCGCUUUGAUGAAAACAGCUCUCCUCUCACUGGAAGCCGUCUCUGGAGGAUGUCGCUCUUUGGCAGUGACAACCUUGAUGGCAAUGGCAGAACAUUUGAUCCAAUCCAUCAGAUCCUUGAUGCCCAGAAUCAACGCAAGUCUCUCAACCCUCAGUUUCCCCUCACCUUCAAUAAUGUACCCACUGAAUACAAUGUCGGUGCCAUUGGUUGUGGUGAAUAUCAGUUUUUGUGCAUGGAGUUCACCAGAGCAGAUAACUCUGAUCCGGCCUUUGUGUUUGAUGUUGUGGGUGGAGGAAACAAACUGGUAAACUGCAAGCAGCUGCUUUGUAAUUCAGAUGUUGUGCUUCAGGGUAUGACCACCAAUAUUGUUGGUAGCCCUAUUGUCACUGAAGGAAUCAGGAAUACCGUUGACAUCGACACCUCCGUCUUCUCCAGCCCUGAAUCUCGUCCUCUGGACAGUAGUCCUGGCUUGUGGCAGUUAUCUGCCUACCUCACCCCCAGUCCUGAUUCUCCUCUCCAGUUCAAUGUCCAGAACCAGGUGCUGUCGCGGCAGCAGGCAAGUAGCGCCCUCAACCCUGGAAGCCCCAUUGGCUUUGGUCCUGUCUCUGUGAAUGUGGACCUUAGACAGACUACUUGUGAACAGGCUGGUUACGUUUGCACAAGACUCAGCAAAGGUCCAUCUCCAAGAGUGGAUUUCAAUCUCCAGAUAGUACCAGACCCAAGCGCUGUGAAGUCAUGUGAAAGAAUUGAAUGCAAUGGUGUUCAUCUUCAAAAUAACAUUGACUGGACAUACAAUGCUGAUGAUUCUAUACCAGGGCGGGAGACCCCCAUAUCCAUCACAACCAACCUCCUGCCUUUCCCAAACAGUCGCGACAUCACAGGAAACGAUCUCUGGGAGAUGGGCCUGUAUGGCAGUAAGAAUCCCGAUGGUUCAGGAGAAAAGUUCAACUACGAGGACCAAAUCCUUAGUCCUGAGCAGGCGGGCACACCCCUUGAUGGCGACACCCCAUUCUUCCUAGACAACAUUGACACCAACUUUGAUGUUGGCUCUGUUGGUUGCACAGACUUCAGAUACCUGUGCGUUGAUUUCAAAAAGGGCAGGAACCCCUCCACUGACUUCACCUUCCAGAUAGGAGACACAGCAGAGAACACUAUCACUUCUUGUAAACGGAUGGCUUGUGACUCUAAUGCAAUUGUGUCGGACUUGGUAUCUACUCUGGGUAGUGAUGCUAUUUUGAUAGAGGGUAACCCACGCAAUGGGCUUGCAGUUGAUCUGCGUGCUAUCACAAGUCUAGAAUCCACACCAAUCCUAGGUGACCGCCUGUGGCAGGUGGAUUCGUUCCUGAGCCGAAACCCUGAUGGCUCUGGUCGAGAAGGGGCACUGAACACUAAUAUCCUUGAUCCGUUACAAAGUGCCUGGCCUCUGAGACCAGGAAUAGACAUUGACUACGGCCAAGUGCUGGUGGACGUGAAUAUGCAGGAUGUGUCUUGUGCGGAGGCACGCUACAUGUGCUUCAGACUGCGCAGAAAUGCUGAUGCAACGGUCAGCUUUAACCUGCAGGGAGAACCAGAUGACUCUGUCCUUACCAGCUGCCUAGAUAUGACACAACAAUGUCAAGGUGUGAUUCUCACUGGUAUUGACUGGAGCUACGAUGAGUCUGUGCCCAGGACACUCUCCAUAUCAGCUUCUGCAGAUGUUACAUUGAACAGCCGAAACCUUGAUGGGUCAGGCUUGUGGACCAUGGGCCUCUUUGGUAGCACCAACGGACGUGGACUGGGCAACCGCCUUGGUCACCAGCAGCAGAUCUUGAAUUUGUACAAUCAGGGGCGAACCGUGAUGCCACCAAGACCUAUCACCUUCAGGAAUAUUGACACCAGGUUCAAUAUCGAGCAGUUGGGUUGUAACAGCCAAUACCAAUACCUCUGUCUAGAGCUCUCCAAAGGAGCCAACCCAAAUCCAGAGUUCUCCUUCAGGACUAUAGAUGGUGAUGACUCUCUGAUGUCCUGUAAACAGAGAGAAUGUAGAGCUGUCAUCAUUACAGGCCAAGAAACAACACCAUCUGCCUUCAGGCUAAGAGAGGGAGAACCAGUCAACGAAAUCAACCUAGCCACUGUAGUUUCUACAGCUAGGGAAGGUGGUACUGUCACCGGGGAUCAGCUGUGGCGCCUUGGCUUCUAUGGCAGCACUAACCCUGAUGGCACGGGGCAGAGGGUUGGUUACCAGGAGCAGAUCCUUCCUUACUACCAUGCUGACCAAGACUUAGAGAGGCCAGGAGACACCAUAGAUUUCUCUGGCUUGAAUGCAAACUUUGACAUGACCAGCAUCCCAUGCUCCCAGGUUCAGUACUUGUGUACAGUGCUUUCCAAGAACCCAGAGGCAUCAGAUGAUUUCACUCUUACCACGCAACCCAAUGAAGAUGUUUUGACAAGUUGUUUUCCAGUCCCGUCUGGUGCUUGUAGAGGUGUCAUUGUGACGGACAUGGAGUGGUCAUACACAUCAAGUAAACCCAUCCCUAGUCAACCAGAUGUUUUGGAGAUAGAUAUGUCUGUGGAUUCACUUGAAACUGCUUCUGGUAUUGACGGAAGAAGGAUGUGGCGUGUUGGCAUCUUUGCCAGCAAGCGUAGAGACGGAACGGGUCCAAGGCAGGGCACCAACUACCAGAUCCUAAACACCUUCCAGGCUCGUAAGCCACUGGUCGCUGGUCAAAGGCUCAACAUCGAUACCAUCGCCACCAGAUUCGACCUGGAUGAGAUCAAUUGUGACAGCGGGUACAGAUACCUGUGCUUGGAGUUUGCUAAGAGCAUGAGACCACUACCAGACUUUGAAUUCACCACAACAACAGGAGGAAACACCAUUAUACGAUGCAAAGAAUACGAAUGUGAUAGAGGUGUGAAGCUCAUGGAUCUUGAGACAAUCCCAGACACCAACUACCAAACUGUGAUUAGCCAGAAGAGGGAGAAUAUCCUUCAGUUUGAUAUGAUGGCAGCUCCUGCUUCAGACACUGCAGCCCUCCGUGGUGUCAACCUAUGGGAACUGGCCCUCUGGGGCAGUGACAACCCCAUCGGGGAAGGACCACGCCACAAUGAACGCACUGCCUACAACCUCAACACCUACCAGAAGAGUGUCGCUGUCACUAACCAAGACGUGCUCCGCUUUGGAACUGUGGAGACCACUUUUGAUAUGACAGGAUUGACCUGUGAUGAAGUGCAGUAUAUCUGCGCUCGUCUUCAGAAGUCCAGUGACGCUGUGCCAAACUUCCAGCUGUCUGGUGUGCCUAACAAUAGAGUUCUCACUCAAUGCUUCAAUGUUAGGUGUGCUGGAGUGGUAGUGGACAAUACACGUCUUUCAGUGUCCAGCAGCAGCCUGACCGAUGGUAGUGACGAGGUCUUCUUCUCAGUCACCAUGAAUUCUCAAGACCAGAGUGCAGAUGCCGCAUUAGAAAACAUGUGGCAGAUGUCUGCCUACUUGACCAGCACCUCUGAUGGCACUGGCAAAAGGGUUGUCCUCGGAGAGGAAAUACUUACUCCUAGGGAGUCCAGUCAAGCCCUCUUCUCAGGCUCCCGGACCGGCUUCUACGAUAUGCGUACCCGGGUCAAUCGAGACACACUUGAUUGCACAGCCAGCAACUACCUCUGUAUAGAGGUCACCCGCGCAUCGAACGCCCCUAAUACAUUCUCUUUCACAGGCUCACAGGCCAACUCGCUCUCUUCUUGCGAGCGGUUGGAAUGUGCCAAAAAGCCUGCCGGGCAGUAUUCAGAAGGCCCUCGCGGAGACAAGGGACAGAAAGGAGAACCUGGUGAUGCCGAUAUAAAUAGUGCUAAUUUCCCCCCUGGUCUACCAGGACCAGUUGGACCCCCUGGACCAUCCGGACCUUCUGGACCAGCUGGUAACAAUGGACCACCAGGACCCAAUGGACCCCGUGGAAACCCUGGUAUGGAUGGAUUGACUGGUCUGCCAGGUAUCCCUGGACCCCCUGGACCACCAGGAAAGUCAGGAUCAUUGGUUGCAUCCGCCCAGACCUCAUCCUUCAACAAGGGACCCUCUCUUGCUGGAUACCAAUACCCACAAGCACAGGCAGCUGGCACCCCCGGACCACGUGGACCCCCAGGACCCCCAGGAUCAAGGGGACCUCAAGGUUUGACUGGACCAUCCGGACCUUCAGGAGAGACUGGACCCUCAGGUAACUCUGGACCACCAGGACCAUCUGGACUUCCCGGACGCCCAGGAUCUGAUGGAGAUGACGGUACCCCAGGCUCUCAGGGACAACGUGGACCUGCUGGAACCCCUGGAUCCCGUGGAACCCCAGGAAUGCCCGGAGCCCCCGGAAUGAAGGGACAUCAGGGUCUACCUGGAAUGACAGGAAGCAAGGGAGAGCGUGGAGAAGGUGGAGAGCGUGGAAGUGAUGGUAGCCCAGGACCCGUUGGUGCUCCAGGACCUGCUGGACCCUCUGGACAACCCGGUGAACGUGGCCGAACUGGACCCGCUGGAUCACAGGGAGACCGUGGAGCAGAUGGAGCCACCGGAUCUCAGGGACCACCAGGAUCCACCGGACCCGCUGGAGCCCCAGGAAUGCCCGGAAUCUCCGGAGCUAAGGGAGAUGCUGGAUCCCCAGGAGCACGUGGAUCCCCUGGACUACAGGGAGCCCGUGGAGAGCGUGGAUCAGAGGGAUCCCAAGGACAGACUGGACCACCAGGUGUCCCCGGACGUGAUGGAUCUAAUGGAGCCAAGGGAUCUGCAGGACCCUCAGGAGCUCAGGGAACACCAGGUUUCCCAGGAGCACGUGGACCACCCGGACCCGCUGGUAGCCCAGGACCUGCAGGAUCCAAGGGAGACCAAGGAAACCCAGGACAGCCAGGAGCACAGGGAGAGUCUGGACCUCUCGGACCCCGAGGAGAGACUGGACCUGCUGGACCCCCAGGAGCACAGGGAGAGAGCGGAGAGAGGGGAUCUCGCGGAAGCGUUGGACCCGCUGGACCUCCAGGUGGUGUUGGAGAGCGUGGACCCAUGGGACCCCCAGGAAUGUCUGGAGCCCCAGGAGCACCAGGAGCUAAGGGAGACCGUGGAUUGCCUGGUGAACGUGGAUCUGCUGGAUCCAAGGGAUCUGCUGGAGAGUCUGGCCGCCCAGGAGAGCCAGGUAUGCCUGGACAGAGGGGACUUACCGGACCCCCAGGCAAGCAAGGACGUGAUGGAAAGCCCGGACCCGCUGGUGCACCUGGUGAACCUGGAAACUCUGGACCUGCUGGAGCAUCUGGACAACGUGGUCUUCCCGGACUUGUUGGUCUGCCCGGACCACAAGGACAACGUGGUGAGCGUGGAGAGGAUGGUGGCCAGGGAUCCCCUGGAGCACCUGGUCUGACUGGUGAGCCCGGAAAGCGUGGAGAACCUGGUGUUGCUGGACCUCCCGGACCUCAGGGAUCUGCUGGAGAGAGGGGUAACCAAGGACCCCAAGGACAGGCUGGAUCAAUGGGACCCCCAGGACCUCCUGGAGCAAGUGGUGAUGCUGGAGCACAGGGAGACAAUGGACCACCAGGAGAAUCUGGACCUCAGGGACCCCCAGGAGCCCGUGGAGAGCGUGGCGCCCCAGGUGAACGUGGACCACAGGGACUUACAGGAGCACAGGGACGACGUGGAAUCGGUGGACGUGCUGGAAAUGAUGGAGCUACCGGACCCCCAGGACAGAAGGGAGAGAUGGGACCUCCAGGAAAUGUUGGACUUCAGGGACCUCCCGGAGAACUUGGACCUUCCGGACCACCAGGCGCUCGUGGACCACCCGGACCUAGCGGAAGCCCCGGACCAGAUGGACCUGCUGGAGCUGAGGGAGACAGGGGACCAGUUGGACCUAUGGGACCCAGCGGACCAUCUGGAAUGCCCGGUGAAAGGGGAGACAAUGGAGAGCCCGGACCUGGAGGAGCACCUGGACAACGUGGAGAUCCUGGCGAUCAAGGACCACAAGGAUCCCCUGGAUCACCUGGAUUCGCUGGACCACCUGGCCGCUCUGGAAACCCUGGACCUCAAGGAGAGCUUGGACCUACCGGAGCUAGGGGAGAGACUGGAGGACCAGGACCCUCAGGACCUACCGGAGACCCAGGACCACAGGGACCUCUUGGAGCCCCAGGACAACAGGGAGAGCGUGGAGAGACAGGACCUCAGGGACAAGGUGGACCACCAGGACCCAUUGGAAGCCUUGGAGCACCCGGAGCACAGGGACCACCCGGACCCACUGGACCUUCAGGUAAUGCUGGUAGCCCAGGACAGCCUGGUGCCCGUGGAGAGCCAGGACAGUCUGGAUCUCCUGGACAACCUGGACUUGCUGGAACAACUGGACCCUCUGGAGAGCGUGGAGACAAAGGAAACGAUGGACAAUCUGGACCUCCCGGACCCCCUGGACCCACUGGACCUGCUGGACAAUCUGGAAUCCUUGGUCUUGCAGGAGGCUCUGGACCCCGUGGACCCGGUGGACCUGCUGGACCACCUGGUGAAGCUGGAAGCCGUGGACCCGCUGGAAAGUCUGGAGACAGGGGAUCUCCUGGAGCUGUUGGACCCGCAGGAAACCCAGGACCCGCUGGAGAGAAUGGCAUGCCUGGAAGCGAUGGAAAUGAUGGAGCCCCUGGACCCCAAGGAUCUCGUGGAGAGAAGGGAGACACUGGUGCCUCUGGAGCCAACGGAUCACCUGGAGCACCAGGACCAAUCGGUGCCCCUGGAGCUGCUGGUGCUUCCGGACCACGUGGUGAGACCGGAUCUACUGGUGCCCCAGGACCUCAGGGUCCUACCGGUGCCCGUGGCUCUACUGGACCUGCUGGACCAUCUGGACCAUCUGGACCUGCUGGAGAGCGUGGAGAGACUGGACCUGCUGGACACAAGGGACAUCCUGGAGUCUCUGGACUUCCUGGUCUACAGGGAACUUCUGGACCCAUGGGAGAGCCUGGUGCACCCGGAGAACAAGGACAACAGGGAACUAGGGGAUUACCUGGUGCCCGUGGAUCCAAUGGAAACGAUGGACCCUCAGGACCCCGUGGAUUUGAUGGACCCGAAGGACCCCGUGGACCCCGUGGAGAAGGUGGAUCAUCUGGACCACCAGGACCCCCAGGACCUCCCGGACCCCCAGGACCACCAGGACAAGUCCAGUCUUCAUACGGAGUCAGAUACCCAUCCUUCCAGUCUGGCGGCAAGGGACAAGGAAGCUCUCCUUAUGGUUAUGCUUACAGAGACGACAGCAAGAAUGAUGCCGUCAAGAUUCAGGAUACCGAACUUCUUGGAGCUAUCAGUGCUCUUGGCCAGCAGAUUGAGUUGAUCAAGGCACCUCAGGGCAAGGCUAAGACCAACCCCGCCAGGUCAUGCAAAGACGUCUUCCUCAACAAUGUUGAAGCCGAGAGUGGAUAUUACUGGGUCGAUCCCAACCUUGGAUGCCAGAAGGAUGCCAUCCAGGUCUAUUGCGAAGCUGAGACUGGCGCCACCUGUGUACCCUCAACAAACAAUGUUGUCAGCAACAUGACAUGGUACGUUGGCAAGACAAAGCGCGCUUUCUUCUCCAGCAUGCACGGUGGUGACAAGUUCGCCUACAUCGAGGACUCCACCCAGAUGACCUUCCUCCGCCUCCUCUCCACCAGCGCCCGCCAGACCGUCACCUACUUUUGCAAGAACGUCCAAGGAAACCCAAUCUUCCUCUCAAGCUCUGAUGUCGAACUGGUCGAUGACCAGGACAGCAAAUUCAACUACAGGACACUUGAAGAUGGCUGCUCAUCCUCAUCAUCACAGUGGGGCAAGUCUGUCUACGAAUAUGAGACCAAGAAGACAACACGUCUGCCGAUCGUUGAUUUCGCCCCUGGUGAAGUUGGCAGUGAAAGUCAGAUGUUUGGCCUGGAGAUGGGACCUGUGUGCUUUUCAUAAAAAUCCUAGUUCUUAAACUUAUUAAGUCGUAGCUAAUUGACUGAUGCCAGGAACGACUCCAACGCAGCUCUCCCCCAAAAGACUCUAAUGCUCUCUCUCUAUCUCUCUCUAUUGUGUCCUUUUUGUGCCAGUAUUACGACGAAACCCGUCAAGAUCUGGUCUAGUUUUGUGUGAAUGUUACCAGGUCGCCAUUCAAUCCCGUAGUUACCAUCUCACUUUUGUAUAUUCAAGGCUUGAUGAAAAUAUGAAAGCAUGUUUCGGACAGAAGGAAUAAAUGCGGACUGGAAAAAUUUAAAAAAACAAGCCUCUGUUAUUUUAAGCUGCUGCGGAGUCCGAGCUGGCCCAUUUAAAAAAAAAUUGAAACUAAAUAAAACAAGUCUCUCCACGAUAUUCUUGUUCAGAGAUCUGUUUUAUAAAUGUGCAUUUGGUGCUUCAUGAGAAAAGUCAUGUACUUUCGAUGUCAGUAUUCCAAAAUAGGGUCUUAACAAAAAGUCAAUGUUUAUCAGUGUGUUAAUUUUCUUGUGCUUGGAUGAAUAUAGAAGAUUGAUUGUUGUAAGUACAGAUUAGUACAUGAACUAGCUAAUUAUGUAGCUAUAGUUGUGUCUAGUAUCUAUUUUCUCUUCCAAUUUCUCAACCAGUUGUCAGCUGCCAUAACUUGCCUUUUGUAGGAAUUCCUAGAUAGAUAGCUCUCUUUUUUAUGUGUUUAUAAGCUAGUUCAACCCAUCAUUGAUAUGGGUGACACUACGAUUGUGCAACUACACCGAUAUGUAUAUUAGUGUUUUUCACUGCAUGCCCUUUUCACAUGGUGCUCUUAAACUAUAAAUAUUCUAUAUCAAAGUUUGUGAAUAGUAGGGAAGUUUUGGUGAUAUCUUGUGAUUCCUCAGGAAUAUUUUCAAUCAUGUCUUGCCAACAAUUUUUUUUAAUGAAACAGAAAAUUAAAGUCCAUGAACGUAUGACCGUGAAGGAGCCUUAUAUUUUUAUAGAAAUUGUAAGGUGAGAAGUUUUUAUUGCAAAUUAAAAAAAUGACCACAUGUGUGCUACGGGAAA
Messenger RNA from Strongylocentrotus purpuratus (purple sea urchin), 12199 nucleotides. It is a transcript of the gene COLP1alpha, whose product is annotated as alpha-1 collagen. Lineage: Eukaryota; Metazoa; Echinodermata; Echinoidea; Camarodonta; Strongylocentrotidae. The record is from RefSeq and is a predicted model, not a curated record. Gene Ontology annotation, molecular function: extracellular matrix structural constituent. The transcript is spliced from 51 exons. The coding region runs from base 104 to 11152 and encodes 3682 amino acids.